UGGACAAGUGGGUAUCAGGCUAGACUAUAAAUCUGAAGGUCAUUGAUUUGUGUCCCAUUGCUGCAAAAUUGUACCCCAUCAUUUGUAGCUGUGGGUGUGUUAUAAAAGUGACUGUUAAAUCUCACUAAGUGAUUAGAGUAUCCUAAGAGUUGAUAGUGGAUGCUGUUGAGUAGCUGUCUUCCUUCUAGUUUAUCAGUCCAAAAUUAGGGAUAGCUGGUAGAUGGCCAAUUAUAUACUUGUUGUCGUGUUGUGUUUACACUAAGUAAUUCUGGAAACGAGCAAAAUUACUUUGAGUGAAAUUUUGCAUCUAAACAAUUGUUACAGGUAUUUAAAGUAGAAACAUUUUAUGAACUUACUAAAUUUUUUAUGUUUGUGAUGAAGAAAUACAGGUAUUUAUGUCUUUUCUUCAUACAUUGUUAAACUAUUUAAAUAAUAGUAAUUUAUGAUUUCAUGGUAAUAAUAUAAGUCUCAAUUUUUUUUAUCAUAACCUAAACUUUGGAAUGUGUUUGAUGUGUACAUCUGUUUCUAACAGUCUGUUGUUCUUAUAGCUUUAAAUAUUAGAGUUUGUAGCCAGAUUUUAAUAUUAUAGAUGUAUAUUCUUAGGAAGAAUAUAACAGUGUUCAUGGAGGAAAGUGGACCAUGUGUAACUUAAAACUGUAUCUGGAAGGUACAAGAGGAAAAGAGGUGACUGACAAGCUAUUUGAAAGCAUUCGACAACUUGUCUUACAUUCCUUAAAAGCUGUGUCGAGUGUAAUUCUCAGUGACAGGCAUUGCUUUGAAUGCUAUGGGUAUGAUAUUAUUAUCAGUAAUGACUUAAAACCAUGGUUGAUCGAGGUAAAUGCUUCUCCAUCACUGACAGCUACAACGGCUAACGAUCGUAUCAUGAAACAGAAACUUAUUGCCGAUAUUUUGAAUAUUGUAGUACCAUUUGGAGAGAUUCCAGAUGUACGUUUGAGUAAAACACCAGACAAGUCACAGCUUGGGAGUUUUGAAGUCUUGUAUGAUGAAGAGCAAGCUGUGACAGAAGCCAGUACUGAAAAAGAAAUGCUGGGAAAGCAACAUAGAGAUCCUGUAAAAACUAGUGUCAAAGUAAGAGAAAAGUCAGCCCCUAGAUGGCGGUAGUAUCUCACUUCGCAAAUUUGUGAGAAGCACCAUUUGAAACGUUUAGAUAUUAAGAAAAUACAUAUAGAUUAUUUGCAUUAAAUUAAUAAUAAUACAGUUAUAAUGUCUUUUACAGUAUCCACUAUGUGAUGCAGU
Limulus polyphemus (Atlantic horseshoe crab) is the source of this 1257-nucleotide messenger RNA. RefSeq names its product probable tubulin polyglutamylase TTLL1. The record is from RefSeq and is a predicted model, not a curated record. Gene Ontology annotation, biological process: microtubule cytoskeleton organization; protein polyglutamylation. The transcript is spliced from 6 exons. NCBI's taxonomy places the organism in Eukaryota, Metazoa, Arthropoda, Merostomata, Xiphosura, Limulidae. Gene Ontology annotation, molecular function: tubulin-glutamic acid ligase activity; tubulin binding. Gene Ontology annotation, cellular component: cilium. The coding region runs from base 640 to 1122 and encodes 160 amino acids.